AGGUGUGUGACGAGUUUGCUGGUUUCCUCCCUCUGACUGUAGGUGAUUCAAGCCUUUAGCUACUUUUAAUGGCUGAAUCAGACUUGAAAUGUUAACCUUUUCGGGGUCCAAAACGGAGAAAAAUACUUAAACAAAAAAUUUGACCGUGUGGAUCGAGAGAACGGGGCAAGAGACAGCUCUGCAAGGGACGUGAAAGAAGCUCAAGAUGAUGCGCUUCAUGCUGCUGUUCAGCCGGCAGGGGAAGCUGCGGCUGCAGAAGUGGUACACGGCCACGGCGGAGCGCGACAAGAAGAAGAUGGUGCGCGAGCUCAUGCAGGUGGUGCUGGCGCGCAAGCCCAAGAUGUGCAGCUUUCUGGAGUGGAGAGAUCUGAAGAUUGUGUACAAGAGAUAUGCCAGCCUGUAUUUCUGCUGUGCUGUUGAGGAGCAGGACAACGAGCUCCUCACCCUGGAGAUCAUACACCGCUUUGUGGAGCUGCUGGAUAAGUACUUCGGCAGUGUAUGCGAGCUGGAUAUCAUCUUUAACUUUGAGAAGGCCUACUUCAUCCUGGACGAGUUCCUAAUGGGGGGUGAGAUUCAGGACACGUCCAAGAAGAGCGUCCUGAAGGCCAUCGAGCAGGCCGACCUGCUGCAGGAGGAGGACGAGUCUCCCAGGAGUGUGCUGGAGGAGAUGGGCCUGGCGUAGUCUGCAAGGCUGGGCAUGGAGACCAUAAAAGGAAAAGGAGGGAGGAGCCUCAGUCCUGCGUAGGGAGGAGUUUGGGUUGUGGGGGAUCUGAAACAAUGGAGGUCAUUGAAGACAUAAGAAAUGGAAGAAGCUGGAGAUUCAAGAAAACUUGGGAUGAAACUGUGAUACUCUGUAAAAAUAAGGGAUAUUUACACCUGAUUCUUUUCCCUUUGUCUGACAGAAAUGCAGUCAGAUGUCAAUUGUGCCAGUUAUGGCUGGUAUAGAUCUGUUAUGAAAUUUGUUUCCUUGGAUGACUUUACAAUGUCUCCUGAUGAGCAGCUCUCAGCCAGUUCACUUUCCGUACUGGCCUUUUUCUGGGUGAAAGAAGGAAGCUGUCAUGGCUGUCUGCUGGGGACUUGGUGUUUACCUGUAUGUAUGCUGGAAGCCGGAGGUGUGGAACCUAAUCUUGCAUCUUUCAUCAGCAUGAAUGUGGCUUUUCACUCUUUCUUUUCCUCUUUCUUAUCUCACUCUUUCCAAAGAGGAAUUUUGUCUUUUUGCCUGUAAGAUGGCAGUCAGGGAAAGGAAAGACCAAAUAACUAAAACCAAGAGAACAAUAUUUAAAUGUCUACGUUGUAGUGUGCUGGAGUCUUUAGCUGGAUCAGCUUCUGCAUGGGAAACACUGAAUUAGUCGUGUAUUUUCAGUGCAGUGAGGUUUUUUCUUUCAGAUGAGGACUUGAUAUCAGAAUAAUCUGGGUUUGUGGGGAAAAAUGCAAAGUUGGCGCAUGUCUGUGUUAACUGUACAGAAGUUUGGCAACUAAAAAAGGGAAUAAUGUUCAGAUGUAAUUUUUUAAUAUAUAAAUAAAUUAAUGUGUUUUAAAA
Megalops cyprinoides (Indo-Pacific tarpon) is the source of this 1540-nucleotide messenger RNA. RefSeq names its product AP-1 complex subunit sigma-1A-like. Lineage: Eukaryota; Metazoa; Chordata; Actinopteri; Elopiformes; Megalopidae. Gene Ontology annotation, cellular component: AP-1 adaptor complex; membrane coat; intracellular membrane-bounded organelle. Gene Ontology annotation, biological process: vesicle-mediated transport; intracellular protein transport. The transcript has 5 exons. The record is from RefSeq and is a predicted model, not a curated record. Gene Ontology annotation, molecular function: clathrin-cargo adaptor activity. The coding region runs from base 206 to 682 and encodes 158 amino acids.